AUGUUUUCCUGUUUCCUUAUUGUUGUCUGUUGUCACUUGGGCUCAUUGGCCAUUCGAGCUACUCCACGCAUUGCUGUAGAGGGAUUGACCGAAGAUAUUCGCCUAGAUUGUCGUCCAGAGCUGACUGUAAAAAAUGUGCUGAUGGCUGUUCUCAUUCAUCUGGAGCGACUUGACGAAAAUGGAACUACAACCUUAGUAGCAUCAAAGAGAAUUAAUAGUUUAAAGGUCGCUGACAAUAAUAGGUUGGUAUAUGUAAAU
Messenger RNA from Candidula unifasciata, 258 nucleotides. The record is from the annotation of a GenBank genome assembly. NCBI's taxonomy places the organism in Eukaryota, Metazoa, Mollusca, Gastropoda, Stylommatophora, Geomitridae.